AUGGAGGGAGACGGCAUCACCGGCAAGAGAAGGGAAGGUGCUCGGGAAGAGGGAGGGAGCAGCGCCGCCAAGAGACUCAAGUGCAGCAUAGAGCCGGAGGCCUUGAGUUGUGACGCGUGCGCCCGGCCCCUCUGGCCUCCGAUAUUCCUGUGCUCCGAUGGGCACUUUUUGUGCUCGUCCUGCCGCGACGAGCUGCCUGAAGGCAAGUGUUGUGAAUGUUCCGGCGCCCUCGCGCGCAGCCACGGCAUGGAGCGCGCCGUCCAGUCCGUCCUCGUCGACUGCGGCCCCGGGUGCCCCGAGGAGGCCGCCGACUACGUCCACGGCGUGCGCCACCGGUUGAUUUGUCCUUUCGCGCCGUGCGAAUGCCCGGAGCCCGGCUGCGGCUUCGCGGGUCCGCAUCAGCAGGCGCUCCGCGUGAAAAUAGAAAAGACCCCAACAACAUUUUUAUCUGGCUUCGUCAAGUGGCCGUCGACGACGUUCCGGUACUGGGUGCCCUUCGAUCUGCGCGUCGUCGAACCGGGCUCGCACGUUCUCCACUGCAAGGACGACGGGCAGCUUCUCCUUGUGAGCGUGCAGCCGGCGGCGGAGACGCACGGGUACGCUGUCUCCCUCGUCCGCGUUCAGCACAUCAACAUCGCUGGGUGCUCGGUGUCCUUCUCGUGCUCUCCGCGCCAUCGCAGCACUGCGGCGAUUGCCAAUCUAUGGCCCUUGUGGUGUGCUGGUUGGCCGCCGGAGCAGCACGUCUGUUUUGUGCCCAAGGCUUCUGACGGGCCGGACGCCGCCGCAGGUAUCGUCCUCACGAUCAACAUCACAACUGUUGACGAUGCUGAUGGAGAUGACGACCCGGACGACAGUAGCUACGUCCAGAGCGACGAGGAUGACGACGGUGAUAGGCUGAUAGCUCGUGAUUGGUUGGUUCGUCAGUGA
Panicum virgatum (switchgrass) is the source of this 927-nucleotide messenger RNA. RefSeq names its product E3 ubiquitin-protein ligase SINA-like 2. The transcript is spliced from 3 exons. Gene Ontology annotation, cellular component: cytoplasm. The record is from RefSeq and is a predicted model, not a curated record. Bases 1 to 927 code for a protein of 308 amino acids. Gene Ontology annotation, molecular function: ubiquitin protein ligase activity. Lineage: Eukaryota; Viridiplantae; Streptophyta; Magnoliopsida; Poales; Poaceae.